Molecule: messenger RNA, 1630 nt
Organism: Parasteatoda tepidariorum (common house spider)
Lineage: Eukaryota; Metazoa; Arthropoda; Arachnida; Araneae; Theridiidae
Source: RefSeq, a predicted model, not a curated record
GAAACCUUUUUCUUGUGGCAUAUGUCAUAAGAGUUUUUCUCAGAGAAAUACUCUAAACAUGCAUACUUGUGUUCAUACUGGUGAGAAACCUUAUUCUUGUAGUAUAUGUAAUAAACGUUUUUCACUGAAGAGUCAUCUGACAAAACACCAUCGUAUUCAUACUGGUGAGAAACCUUUUUCUUGUAGCAUAUGUCAUAAGAGUUUUUCUCAGAGAAAUACUCUAAAUGUGCACACUUGUGUUCAUACUGGUGAGAAACCUUAUUCUUGUAGUAUAUGUAAUAAAAGUUUUUCACAGAAGGGUUAUCUGACAAUACACCAUCGCAUUCAUACUGGUGAGAAACCUUAUUCUUGUAGUAUAUGUAAUAAACGUUUUUCACUGAAGAGUUAUCUGACAUAUCACCAUCGUAUUCAUACUGGUGAGAAACCUUAUUCUUGUAGUAUAUGUAAUAAAAGUUUUUCUCGGAAGGAUCGUCUGACACAUCACCAUCGUAUUCAUACUGGUGAACAACUUUAUUCUUGUUUUAUAUGCAAUAAAAGCUUUUCACUGAAGAGUCAUCUGACAACACACCAUCGUAUUCAUACUGGUGAGAAACCUUAUUCUUGUAGUAUAUGUAAUAAAAGUUUUUCACAUAAGAGUUAUCUGACAAUACACUUUCGUAUUCAUACUGGUGAGAAACCUUAUUCUUGUAGUAUAUGUAAUAAAAGUUUUUCACAGAAGAUUCAGCUGACAGAGCACAGUCUUGUUCAUACUAGUGAGAAAUUUUAUUCAUGUAGUAUAUGUAAUAAAAGUUUUUCACAGAAGAGUCAUCUGACAAGACACCACCUCAUUCAUACUGGUGAGAAACCUUAUUCUUGUAGUAUAUGCAAUAAAAGAUUUUCAGAGAAGACUAACCUGACAAAACACCAUCGCAUUCAUACUGGUGAGAAACCUUAUUCUUGUAGUAUAUGUAAUAAAGGUUUUUCACGGAAGAAUCAUCUGACAGAUCAUCAUCGCCUUCAUACUGGUGAAAAACCUUAUUCUUGUAGUAUAUGUUAUAAAAGUUUUUCACGGAAGGGUAAUCUGACAAAACACCAUCGUAUUCAUACUGGCGAGAAACCUUAUUCUUGUAAUAUAUGUAGUAAGAGUUUUACAAGGAAGGAUAUACUGACCGAGCACACUCUUGUUCAUGCUAGAGAAAAGCCUUGAAGUAAUGAAAUUUUUUUAAAAAGUACUUGUCUGACUGUGCACAGGCGUACGCAUACUGAUGAGUAAUUUAUUCUUGUAGCAUUUAAAAUAUCAGUUUUUCAACGAAGAGCCAGCUGACAGAGCAAAGUGUCAGCUGUGUCAUCUGAGGAGAAAUUUUAUUCUUGUUAUAAAUGUAAUAAUAGUUUUUUCAGAUAAUUAGUGUGAUUGUGCUCAAGCGUGUUCAUAUUGGUGAGAAACUGUAUUCUUGAAUGUAUAAAGUGCUGUUCAAAAAAAAAAAAAAUUAACUAAAAAGAGUCACUUUUAUAUUGGUGGGAAACUUUAAUCUUGUAACUUAGGUAAUAAAGUUUUUCCCUGAGAUUUUCCCUAAUAACUCUCCGAAUUUUUGUUUAUGCUUUUGUGUAACUUUAUUUUUGCAAUUAGUUAUAAUAAAAGUUUUUUACUAUA